Messenger RNA from Megalopta genalis, 6234 nucleotides. RefSeq names its product nuclear pore complex protein Nup205 (gene Nup205). Lineage: Eukaryota; Metazoa; Arthropoda; Insecta; Hymenoptera; Halictidae. Gene Ontology annotation, biological process: nuclear pore organization. Gene Ontology annotation, cellular component: nuclear pore inner ring; nuclear pore. The record is from RefSeq and is a predicted model, not a curated record. Gene Ontology annotation, molecular function: structural constituent of nuclear pore.
UAUCAAGAAAACCAUCGUUCCCGCCAGAGGACCGGUGUUUGUAUUAUGUGUGUUGCACGAUAUUUCUCUUUAAUUACGUUACAUUUAAGUACAACACUUAUACUCGAUAAUUUUGUACCUUUGUAACGUUUUACUUGUUAGAAAAAGAUGUCCGAAGAAGAAACUACAACAGCGGAUAUGUGGACUCCGUAUAAAGAGCUACAGAGUCUCGUAGAACGAUAUAUUACAUCUUCUCCAACCAGUCAUGAUCUUCAAUACCAUGAAUUUACAGAAGCUUUACGAAAUCAUAGGCAGAAUUUUCUUACUCUCUUAAAGAACCCUCCUCAAAACACAAAUAGUCGAGAAGAAAUAAAGAAAGGAGCAACUGAUGGCAUUACACUUCCUGACUUGGGACAUAAGUUAUUAUCAAAAGAGCUGGUGGAUGAAACUCUGAUUAUAUCUGAUAUGUAUAAUCUUAAUGAAUUCAUGGCAUUGGAUCUUUUAUGCACGGCGCAGUUACAAAUGCCUUAUCAUCCUGGUUUACCUCGUGGAUUAACAGCAAUUUUAUUAUAUUAUGAUGGAAAGAAAGCUCUUACAUCGACUCUAAGGAUGCUUGUGCAAGCUAGAAUGGGUCAUAGUUGGAAAAUUGAUGCACCCAUCGCCCUUUUGAGGCACAUCACGGAAUAUACGGAUAAAUUAGAGGAAGACGAUUUGUUGGAAGGAAUUUUAUCUUUACUGAAACUAAUGGAUCCCGCAAAGGAACAAGAAUUGCUAGAAAAAAAUCGAGCAUUAGGAGGACCAAAACAUCGCUACAUGGUGAUGAAACUUUACAACGAUUCUAGACAAGACUUAGCUGAUAUUUUGUAUUUAUGGUCUGCACAGUCCUCAUUGCCCAAUGAAAUUUUGCUUGGCUUGUUGUCGUUCUUACAAGCAAAAGCCAUAGAUUCUGAAGCAGGUGAAGACGGGCUAAAUAAAGUUACUCUCGCCCUUAUAAUGAGCGUGUUAAAUGCGAUCAACUUUAGUUCGUUACAUAGUCGCGAAAACGGCGAAGAAUUGAUAAAUUCAAUGCCGUUAAUCACAGAUAGCGGCGCGCGUGAAGAAUUAAUUGAGAAAUUAUUAUCAACAAAUAUCACUUGGGAAAGCGCUGGACUGCGAGGGCUAAUACAAUUUGCGUUUGCAGUUGCCUUAACAACAAUUAAAACCAUAAUCAAUUCGCAGCCGAUAAACAUUACGAACGAAGACGAAAGACUGCUAGAAGCAGCUUUAUCCAACAAAUGUUUCCACUUUAUGGCUGAAGUAUUAUUCAAGAACAAGAGUAUAUAUUACGAAGAAUUUUAUAUUCGUUACUUUCACACUCUUAUAUCUGAUUUUAUAUUGCUGAUGCCUUUGAAAGUGAAAGAUUUACGAAGUCGAGCGGAUGAAUCCAUGCGCUUGAUACAAGUCUAUCAACAAGAGGGUAUCGAGCCACCUUUAAAUUUGGAUAAUCAUUUUGAAUAUUUAUUGCUAACGGUGGCGGAGUUAUACAAAGAGGACCCUCUAAAAUUGGAUUUGUUAAUGGAUUAUUGGUGUCACCAUUCCGACUCUACACACGUAUCUGCGCCAAUAUAUAUGAAUCGUUUUCCAUCUAGACAAGUUGCGUUAUUUAAAUUUGUACGGCUCGCAGGUGAAAUAUUGCCAGCUGGCCUGUUCGUACCUUAUCUUAAAAUGAUAGCAUCUCUCGCCUCUUCUUCGCAAGCAGCUCGACAAGCGUUCAACUUUCUUAAACCAAAUGGGACUUCAGGAUCAACAACGAUUUCAUGGGAUCACUUUUUCAAGUCGUUGAGCCAGUAUUAUAUUAACCUUCGAAAAGAAUUGCCUCCUAGUCAGGAUACCGUUUACCUAGUCAGGCAAAGAAAUCAUCCAAAGGGUAUCACUCCAGACGAAGUAAAAGGACUCGAAGCGGUACUUUUGGUAGUUCAAGUUGUUGCGAGGAACGAUGAAAUGUCAAGAAUAGCGAUAUGCGAUCAUCCAGGAUGGAAAGUGUUACCAUCUUUGAUCGGUUUGGUCAGUUGCAGUAUAUCGAUUCCAUUGAAAGGAGUGCUUAUAAGGACUCUAGCCGCGCUAGCAAGGUCUCCUGAAAGUUCAUCCACCGUGUGGCAAAGUUUAGAAGCCGCGCAAAUACUGUCAACGAUCCCGACCAUUAGUAGCUAUCAACCGAGAGGAGUUCAGACUGAGUUAGAAGAAAUUGAGUCGAAGAAAGACGAGUAUCCGUUAACGCGAGCAAUGUUAGAACUACUGGAUGUUCUGACCGAUUUCCCGAUACCACGACUGUUGGGAAUGGGCCAUCGUAAUCCCGGUUUCGAUCCAUAUUUACAUUUCAUCAUCAACACCAUUUUCCUCAAGUUUCAUACACGGUCGUACAAAAAUUUCGCAGAAAAGUGGGAGGUCGCAGAGGGUUGUUUAAAAAUUUUCUCAAAGCUCAUAAAUCAAUACGAGCCAACCGUCGAGGAUUUUACUGGAUGCAAGGUAGAACUUCAAAACGGAGAAACUACGGUGGUUAAUUCUGCUCCGGGAUACCACAUUAUGACUCAGUUGCAUUCGAAAUCGGAGCUUCUUCAUGUAAUAUUAUACAUCCUGGACAAAGGUUGCUCCAGUUUUGAUGCAUAUGAGUCGUUCCCAGGUAAGAAGAAUCUUGAAAACGGUACUUUGUACUGUUUGGAAAUAUUGGAAAGAGGAUUGAAAACGCAGCACAGCUAUAUGGCUCAGCUAACAGCUGCAAAAUCAGUACACAAACUCCUAACUGGGCUAUCCAGGUUGCUUUUAGAGGUGGAUCCACAGUCAAAGAAGCCCGACUACAUGAUAAACGUCGCGAAAUAUGUCUCGUACAGCUCGUGGCUGCCGCAACAUGCAUUUCAUGCAGUCGGCGUGAUUCUCGAGGUGACGAACGAGCCAGGAGCAGACUCUGAACUGCUCUCUACGUUCACAUCGACUCCCACUUUAGCCACCAACAUCAGACAUGGAUUUGUAGAAUGUUUGGAUACGGAUAUCACUCUAGAUGAAGACAUCGAGUCAAUCGAAAAACAAUACACUGGCAACUGUAAAGAAAGAAUCUUACUUUUGCUAAUGCAGAGUAUUACACGGCCAACGCCGAACCUCUCUCACUACCUGCUAGCAUUCGAUAUCACAAAAGACAUACGUAAAACAUUGUUCUGGCAACCAGGUUUCCUUGGGUUUCCACGAACGUGCUUACACUCGAUACUAGGAGUUUUAGAGCAGUCUCUUGAACGCGGUCGCGACAAGAUCACGGAAGCUUGUUACUGUUUCCUACAUACGCUGGCUGCAAAUAAUAAGACUUCCGUCUCGGUGCUGAGAUUUCUCCGUUCCGCCGCCAAUCUGGAUUUUGUACAAAGACACCUAUGCAAGUUACCUUUCGAAGGUCAGAAUACUGCGACGGACCUCGGUUGCACAUCAUGGCUGCUGAAACUAGCAGCGAUCGAGUUGCGAGUCGCCGGUGGAAGAUUACAAAGUUCUCUAGUUCAACGACUAAUGGGAAAUUUUGGCCAGGAGAAAGGACAAAUAGUUCCAUCACAAAAGCUUCUGAUGGAUCUAUUACACUAUAUUGAGUUUCAACUUCAACUGGAGCCACAGUUAUCCUUGGAUUUCUUUGAUCCGUCUCAGGUUGAGAUGGUACUAGGCCGCUGUAGCGUUCCGGUCGCCCUGAUUGGGGGUCCACGUCUUGUAGAUAUCAGAAAGUUACACUCCUUGAUCACGGAGGAGUUGGCUGUGACGCAGAACAGCGCAACCGCGACUCAACGCAACCUGAUGCAGCAGGAGGUGCAAAAGAUUUUGACUCACGCCUUGAAGAGGAACCAGACGAAGCUGUUGUCAUACGCGACCGUCAAGUUCGUGGAAGGCUGGUGUCAAACUACAGAAAUACUGUUUUGUGUCGCAACCAAUCAACAGCUACCCACACCACAGAAGCAAAAUCUGUUGUUGAAUCUGUCUCACGAUCUGUUGCAGAAAAUGACCUCUUGCGAAGCGCUCAGCGAAAUCAAGACCUUGGUGUCUGGCACGGUACUGAUGUUGCUGGUCAAUCUGAGGAAUAGUUUCAUCACAGAGACAGACAAUGAGUCGUUUCCGUCGUCGCCCUCGAACACGACCAUGAUGAAGAUCAUUCUAAGCCAUAUCUUGCAGUGGAUACUAAACGCGGGUGCCUCUUCGCAAAAAGUGAUCACGCAUCUGUAUGCAGCUCUUUUGAAUUUUCUGUGCGUUGUAGGCUUGGAGAAGUCGGAAAGCACCAAUAUUAUUGAUACAAUGUACGUUAGCCAAUUGGACAGCACGGUGAACAGGGUAAUGCCGGUACAAGAACGUUCCCAUCGAUACGCGACGAUACAAGUGAUAAAUAGUUUUGGGAACAAAUUAAUGGAUAUCUUGUGUCACAAUUGUUCUGGUGGUCACGACGUCUGUAAAAUGCUGGCGCUCUCUUGUCUGGACAAAAUCUUGGAGCUGGACUAUGACAACGCUUGGAUACUUUAUCUGACUAGUAGGGGAUACCUGAAGCACAUGAUAGACAGCCUCCUCGAAUCUGAUAACAUGUUAAGGUGUAUGCUACAGUCAGAACCACAAACGUUGCGACCGCUCUACCUCUACGAGGCAAAAAUGGCGACGUUCUGUAGAAUGGCUUCCACUAGGCUCGGUGCCGAAAGUCUUCUGGAAAACAAGAUCCUGUCGUGUAUGUCGAGCAUGGUCGUUUUCGAUCAUCAUCCCGAUGUUCACAUCGGGUUCGAAGGGGGAGACUACUCUUUCAUACCUUCAAUCGGUCAACGAUACCAGCAAAUCUUUCUACCGGCAUUAUAUCUUUGUGACGCUCUGCUCACCACCCUCGGAACGGAGAACCAAUCUUGUGCUAUACAAGUCUGCGGGUUCCUGCAAAGUCAUCGGGAUGCCAUCGAGAUGGUUCUACGAAACGCCUUUCCCAAAGCAAAUCCUCUAUUCUUGAAGGAGAUUGCGUGUCUCACCGGCGUAAUAUCCAGAUCCGCGAACAUUGACAUGUACCGAUUAGUCGACGAAGAAUUGGCCAAGUCGGACUUUGACGAUCGCAAAUUGGAAGAUACCACCGGCAUGAGAGAACUCCGCGCUCAUCUUUAUCGAUUGCAACGACUGAUGCUCUCCCUGUUGUGUAAAUUUCAGCUGCAACCAGCGCCCGUUCGCUUCAGUCACGAAGAAACCGAUGCGAACCAACAGCACAUGUCGUCUGUGCAGAUUGUCGCCAAUAUUAUGCUAUACACGCGCAAUCAAAUGCAACAUACCAGGAUGGAUCAGAAAAUACGUAACGUGCUGUUCGAACCGCAUCUGACUUCCAAACCAGGAGGUAGAGAUGAUAAGAUCAAAGACAACAUCACUGGUGGUGUACACCUGGGGACAAUCGUCGAUCAACUUGUUUCUGUCACCAAUUUGUUACACUCUGAACUACCGCAUAUCGACACUCUUGUGAGAAAGGUCGCCAUGGUAGGAGAAAUGAGUACUACGGAAUUGAAGGAAUAUAUGUCAGAAGAAGAAGAAACAGAACUCGCUAUGAAGAAGCAACGGGUGAUAGUCGAACAGCGAUUGAAUCGCUGGGUCAAAGAGAAGCGUCAGACCAUUAAAUACUGCUCCCUGAUCAUAGAACACGCUUUGUAUAUUCUCUGGAGUCACCUGGACUUUUACAUGAUUCAAGUGAUAUCUCGGCAUAGUCGAAUGCAAGUUUCAUCAGGAGGCAUAGACGAGGACAUGGUCGCGUGGAAAGGAUCGUCGGAGACGUUAAUGGAACUUAAACAAGGUCUCGUUUCUACUUUUACGGAUAGCUUUAUUACGCAACUGUUGGAUACACACAGCGAAUACGCAACGGUAGAUCACAACUUCGUCGAUGCGCUCGUCAGAAGGAUCAAAAGAUUAUUACAAUUUAUAUAAACUCGCUUUAUAUUUACAUAUAUAUAUAGUUAUUCAAAUGUACAAGAACAUAUUUUUUUAUACGUCUGUGUAUAUUUAUGAAUGCUAUCGAAAGUCAUGCGCGAACGAUAUUUAUUAGAAACAUGAAAUUGGACAGAUCAUAAUAUUUCAAAAUUGCUAAGAAGUAAUAACAGCCUCGUCCCAAGGACCAUAAAUGUUGUCUUUAUAUCUCUGACAUUGUACAUACCAGUAAGGACAUAUAAAAUGAAGGAAUGUUACAGAUAUCAUAAAAACAUAAGAGAUUGUUUGCGAAAUGAAUAAAAGAAAAUAUAAAGUACUGAAGGUCAA